Messenger RNA from Dinoponera quadriceps, 3375 nucleotides. It is a transcript of the gene hay, whose product is annotated as DNA excision repair protein haywire. The record is from RefSeq and is a predicted model, not a curated record. The coding region runs from base 287 to 2674 and encodes 795 amino acids. Gene Ontology annotation, biological process: nucleotide-excision repair; transcription initiation at RNA polymerase II promoter. Gene Ontology annotation, cellular component: transcription preinitiation complex; nucleotide-excision repair factor 3 complex; transcription factor TFIIH holo complex. NCBI's taxonomy places the organism in Eukaryota, Metazoa, Arthropoda, Insecta, Hymenoptera, Formicidae. Gene Ontology annotation, molecular function: 3'-5' DNA helicase activity; hydrolase activity; ATP binding. The transcript has 16 exons.
CAAUCGGAUAAACGCUCUCGUGCGGAGCAGGUGUCUUCGAUGUUUCUUAUCUAACUUUACUACCUAUCAGUUCACCUACAUGUGACGUAUUGACCGGCGUAAAUCAUAGUUUCUGCUAACGGUUGACAUUUUCCAAGAAAAUGAAAACGAUGUUGGGACAUUUUUGAUCAGCUGAAUCUACAUACUGAGAGAGAGAGAGAGAGAGUUGUGUAUUAACUUCGAACCAACAUACUUAACUAUAAGAGAAAAAAUAAAAUUAGAAAUUGAUAUAACGAAUCUUGAAAGAAUGGGUCCACCGAAACGUUUUAAAAGAGAUAAUAGUAAAUGGAAAAAGCGUAAAGAUGACUAUGAUGAAUACAAUGAUGAAGAUUCGAUUGAUAGUAAUGAAGCAGAUGGUGUGCCAGAUGCAGCAAAAAAUGAUGUAGAAAAACAAGAUGAUAGUGCAAUUGAAGAUGAAUUUGGAGCAAAAGAUUAUCGCUUACAAAUGAUUUUAAAACCAGAUUGUGCGUCUAGACCAUUAUGGGUGGCACCAAAUGGACAUAUCUUUUUGGAAUCCUUUUCUCCUGUGUAUAAACAUGCUCAUGAUUUUUUAAUAGCCAUAUCAGAACCUAUAUGCCGGCCAGAACAUAUUCAUGAGUAUAAGCUAACUGCAUAUUCACUCUAUGCUGCGGUUAGUGUAGGUUUACAAACAGAGGAUAUAAUAGAAUACUUAAAAAGGUUGAGUAAAACUAGCAUUCCUGAUGGCAUCAUUGAGUUCAUAAAAUUGUGUACAUUAUCAUAUGGAAAGGUCAAACUUGUUUUAAAACAUAAUAAGUAUUUUAUCGAAUCUCCAUUUCCCGAAGUUUUGCAAAAAUUAUUAAAAGACUCUGUAAUUCAAGAAUGUCGAUUGAGGAAAAUUGUGGAAGAAACUGAGGCUGAUGAUAUUAUUACAAAUAUUCAGACCAAAGUAAAAGCUCCUCAGUUUGGAGCAAAACCAGUCGCAAAUACGUCCGCACCUAGUAAAACAAAUUCGGAGACUCCUGAGUCUGGCCCAAUAUUAGCAGAAACAACUAAUAUUCCAGAAGACAUAACUGCGUUUUAUGACAAGAUCGAUAAAGAGGAUGAAGAUGAAGAAGAAUAUCAAGAAUUAAAAACAGUUAGUUUUGAAGUGAAUCAGGAAAAAAUUGAAGUUAUACAAAAACGAUGCAUUGAAUUGGAAUAUCCUUUAUUAGCAGAAUAUGAUUUCCGCAACGAUAGUAUAAAUCCAGAUAUAAAUAUUGAUUUAAAACCAUCAGCUGUGUUAAGACCUUAUCAAGAGAAAAGUCUGCGUAAAAUGUUUGGUAAUGGACGAGCUAGAUCCGGGGUAAUAGUCUUACCUUGUGGCGCUGGCAAAAGUUUAGUCGGAGUUACUGCUUGUUGUACAGUACGUAAACGCGCUCUAGUAUUAUGCAAUUCUGGUGUGUCUGUCGAACAAUGGAAGCAGCAAUUCAAAAUGUGGUCUACCGCCGAUGAUUCGAUGAUUUGUCGAUUUACCAGCGAAGCAAAAGAUAAACCUAUGGGUUGUGGGAUAUUGAUAACUACAUAUUCCAUGAUUACACAUACUCAAAAACGCUCCUGGGAAGCUGAACAAACGAUGCGAUGGCUUCAAGAACAAGAGUGGGGUAUUAUGGUUUUGGAUGAGGUACACACUAUCCCUGCAAAAAUGUUCCGCAGAGUCUUAACGAUUGUUCAGUCCCAUUGUAAAUUGGGUUUAACAGCAACGCUUUUGCGAGAAGAUGAUAAGAUUGCCGAUCUGAAUUUUUUAAUUGGACCCAAGUUAUACGAGGCUAAUUGGUUGGAAUUACAAAAGAGAGGAUUUAUCGCAAGGGUGCAAUGCGCCGAAGUAUGGUGUCCCAUGACUCCGGAAUUUUACAGAGAAUAUCUUGGCUGCAAAAUGAGCAAGAAAUUAUUGUUAUAUGUGAUGAAUCCGAAUAAAUUUCGUUGUUGCCAAUAUUUAAUCAGAUAUCAUGAGAGACGUGGAGACAAAACAAUUGUCUUCUCAGAUAAUGUAUUUGCGCUAAAGCAUUAUGCUAUUAAAAUGAAUAAGCCGUAUAUUUACGGUCCUACUAGUCAAAGUGAAAGAAUACAAAUUUUACAAAAUUUUAAAUUUAACAUGAAAGUAAAUACGAUAUUUGUUAGUAAAGUGGCAGAUACUUCUUUUGAUUUACCAGAAGCUAACGUUUUAAUCCAAAUUUCUUCCCAUGGUGGAUCUAGAAGGCAAGAAGCACAACGAUUAGGACGCAUACUUAGGGCUAAAAAAGGUGCAAUCGCAGAAGAAUAUAAUGCAUUUUUUUAUACUCUUGUGUCGCAAGAUACAAUGGAAAUGAAUUAUUCGAGAAAGCGCCAACGGUUUCUCGUAAAUCAAGGAUAUGCUUAUAAAGUUAUCACAAAACUUGCAGGCAUGGAUGAGGAACCAGAUUUAAUGUACGCAAGUCGAGAAGAACAAGGUCAAUUGUUGCAACAGGUUUUAACAGCUAGUGAUACAGAUGCAGAUGAAGAAAGAAUACCUGGUGAAGGACCAAGACCAAUUGUACGUAAAGCUGGUACUAUGGCAUCGAUGUCAGGCGCGGAUGAUGCUGUCUAUUAUGAAUACAAGAAAGCUGCUAGUUCAUCAACAGCAAAUAAACAUCCUCUAUUUAAAAAAUUCAGGACAUAAAUACAAUAGAUAUUUAUCUAUAAACACUUUUUUCUUUAACAUUUAAAGUAUGCAUGAAAUAAUAAAUCCUAUUAUUAUUUCUUAUAAUGUUAAUGAUAAUAAAAGAAAUUAAUAAUUAUUAUAACACAUUAAUUGUUAUGAUUUCAAUUUGUUUCUUUCACACGUCUUGUUACAAUAAUAAAAUGUGAAUUUUAUAUUAAGAUUUUGAACAAUUUCAUAAAAUGAAAAUACUGUAUUAAUUUAUGGUCCGCGUUCUGUAUGAAAUUAUCGCAUUAUCUGACUCAAACUAAGCCUGUAAUCUUUAUUUAGUCGCAUUUUUUCGGUUGUAAAUAAACACUGGUAUAAAAGAAUUUAUUACAAUUGUUAUUAUUAUAGCAAUUUAGUUUUUAUUAUAGUAAAGUUCAUAUUUUUCUCUCUACCAAUGAACAUAAUAAACAGUAUUCACGCGAAAGAAAAUACAAUUGGUAAAGUUACUUCUUUACUAAAAAACAGAUGUUUCUUUAUUGUAGACAUCUCUAAAGCCGGAAGUAGGAAAAGAUCUGAAAAAUAUUUCUAAAAAUUCGCGCUAUCAAAGAAUAUAAAACACUGAAAAUUGUUUUUUCCGAAAUGUUAAACAUGUCCAUCCCUCUUAAGCCUAAACUACAAGUUUACCGGAAAAUGAAAAACCGGAUCUAAGGUUUUGAUACUUCCUCGCCAUGACC